AUGCUCGGUGCCAUUGUGGCGUUGCUCGUGCUCGGCUCGGUGCCAUUGUGGUGGUGUUCGAGCUCGGUGCCAUUGUGGUGGUGUUGUUCGAGCUCGGUGCCAUUGUGGUGGUGUUCGAGCUCGGUGCCAUUGUGGUGGGUGUUCGAGCUCGGUGCCAUUGUGGUGGUGUUCGAGCUCGGUGCCAUUGUGGUGGUGUUCGAGCUCAGUGCCAUUGUGGUGGUGUUCGAGCUCGCUGCCAUUGUGGUGGUGUUCGAGCUCGGUGCCAUUGUGGUGGUGUUCGAGCUCGGUGCCAUUGUGGUGGUGUUCGAGCUCGGUGCCAUUGUGGUGGUGUUCGAGCUCAGUGCCAUUGUGGUGGUGUUCGAGCUCGCUGCCAUUGUGGUGGUGUUCGAGCUCGGUGCCAUUGUGGUGGUGUUCGAGCUCGGUGCCAUUGUGGUGGUGUUCGAGCUCGGUGCGAGCUCGGUGCCAUUGUGGUGGUGUUCGAGCUCGGUGCCAUUGUGGUGGUGUUCGAGCUCGUUGCCAUUGUGGUGGUGUUGGUGCCGUAGGUGCCGACGGACAUCCAGCACAGCGCCACCAUGA
This is a messenger RNA of Knipowitschia caucasica, 576 nucleotides long. The record is from the annotation of a GenBank genome assembly. Lineage: Eukaryota; Metazoa; Chordata; Actinopteri; Gobiiformes; Gobiidae.